CUCACCCCUCCCCACCCCUCUCACGACCACCUGCUACCCCUCCUCUCCCCUACCUAGUUGACCCCACUCAUUUGUUGCUAUAUACUCACUCGCCUCUAUCACUGCCAACAUCUUGCUCUGGCUGGCAUUCCAUAAGGUAGCCUGCAUCCCCUCUAGACCUGUCACCAUCUGCACCACAUUGCAUAUUUUGAAAUGGCUCCCCAUGCGGUAGCCGCCCAGGCCGACAGUGCCUUAACUCUCGAUCCCCAGCUUGCGAAGGCUUCUCUAAAACCAUCAAUAGUCAACCAAGCGCCACUGAGGACUCUCUUCCCGCCCCUGGUGAUAGAGGAGCACCCGAUCGACGAGGUCCCGCGCCUCAGGGUAGUCGUCGUGGGAGCUGGCAUCGCGGGGAUCAAUGCUGGGAUACUAUUGCCUCGCAAGGUCCCAAAUAUUGACCUUGUGAUUCUUGAGAGACACGCAGAUCUGGGCGGAACCUGGCAUACCAACGUGUAUCCCGGCGUCAAAUGUGAUAUCCCCUCCGACGUUUAUCAGAGCACCUUCGCGCCCCAAACUACCUGGAGCGAAAAUUAUUCGCCCGGCGCUGAAAUCCAGGCUUACUGGAAAAAAGUGGCUCAAAAAUACGACACAGAGAAGCAUAUUCGAUAUGGCACAUCCGUCACACGCGCUGACUGGUCGGAUGAAAAAUCAAAAUGGGUCCUGAAAGUUGUUACCAAUGGCCUAGAAACGGUCGAAGAGGCCGAUUUUCUCAUUACCGCAACCGGCCAUUUCAGUGACCCUCGCCUUCCCAAUUACCCCGGCAGGGACGAAUAUGAGGGCCAUCUAGUACAUUCCUCGUCUUGGGAUCCAGCAUUUGACCCAGCAGGCAAGCGAGUUGCGGUAAUUGGUAAUGGCGCCUCUGGCCUUCAAAUUGUACCUCAACUACAAAAAUUAUCAUCACAUGUCGAUCAUUACGCUCGAAGCAAGACAUGGAUAGCAGGGUCGUUCACGGGCGAGGAACUACAUAGAGGGCCGGGACGAACACCGCCUCCGCAAGACCCAGAGGCCUACCUCAAGCACCGCAAGAAGUUAGAAGAAGCAUCAUUCUCCCGCUUCAGUACGAUCAUAAAAGGUGGCCCAACUAAUGCCAAGUCCAAGGAAACGUUUACCAAGUUAAUGUCCAAUCGCCUUGGUGACCGCACCGACCUGCUGGAAAAGAUCACCCCAGACUUCUCGCCCAACUGUCGUCGGUUGACUCCUGGCCCUGGUUACCUUGAAGCAAUCACGCAACCAAACGUUAGCUACAUAUCCACACCAAUCUCAAAAUUUACCAAAACCGGCAUUGCACUCCAAGAUGGCACAACCCACGAUUACGACGCCAUAAUUUGUUCCACGGGGGCAGACACCACAUUUGCCCCGCACUUUCCAAUCGUUGCCAAUGGAAUAAAUCUCCAAACUGCUUGGCGGCCCGGCGUAGGCCCUGAACACCAACCUGGCUUCCCCGAUAGCUAUCUCGGCAUCGGAGCGCCUCAAUUCCCAAAUUUCCUCCAAAUUCUCGGCCCGAACUCUACAGGACUGGGCGGUACGAUUCCUCAUGCCAUCGAAACACAGGUAACCUAUGCCGCGAAGAUUCUGCGCAAGGUGUCCACACAAGGCAUCCGCACGAUUACACCGAGCGUUCAAGCUACUGCUGAUUUCAGGGCCUACUGUGAAUCCUUCUUCCCUCGCACUGUGAUGAGCGAGAACUGCAGCUCGUGGUAUAAUGGAGGGAUUGCCGGAGGCCGUAUUCAUGGGAUCUGGCCAGGCAGUGGCACCCAUGCCGUCCUUUCAAGGCGUGAUCCGAGAUGGGAAGAUUUUGACUACACCUACCGAAACGAGCAGGGCAACCGGUUUGCGUGGUUUGGCAAUGGGUGGACUACAAAGGAUGUGAAGGCAGCUGAUGGUCAAGAAGACCUUAAUUUUACGCCGUACUUGAAGGUAGAGAGCGUGACUGGAGACAUCGAUUUAAAGGCACUCCAUGAAGAUGGAUUUGAGUUGUGAAUAUUUAUUCAUAAAACCAGG
Pseudogymnoascus verrucosus is the source of this 2037-nucleotide messenger RNA. RefSeq lists its product as uncharacterized. The record is from RefSeq and is a predicted model, not a curated record. Gene Ontology annotation, molecular function: NADP binding; flavin adenine dinucleotide binding; N,N-dimethylaniline monooxygenase activity. The transcript has 2 exons. The coding region runs from base 193 to 2016 and encodes 607 amino acids. Lineage: Eukaryota; Fungi; Ascomycota; Leotiomycetes; Thelebolales; Thelebolaceae.